Messenger RNA from Trichoderma atroviride IMI 206040, 2535 nucleotides. RefSeq lists its product as uncharacterized. Lineage: Eukaryota; Fungi; Ascomycota; Sordariomycetes; Hypocreales; Hypocreaceae. The record is from RefSeq and is a predicted model, not a curated record.
AUGUGGCCAUCUCAAAUCGAUCGCCUCGGCCACCCGGAUCGCCUCGUGGGUUACAUUGCGGGUUGUGUGUUCGCCGCUAGUGCAGCACAAUUCUGGACCUCUUCAAGAUCGAUUCAGAUUGAAUCUGAUGCUUUGAGCUGGGUUCUACUUUUGUGUCUGUCGAGGUAUAUCCAACGACCUAGAGGCAGAGCCAGAGCAAAGGGCUUGACCUUUCCGUUUCCACAUGAAGUCAAGCCCAGAACAGGUUCUUGCUGGAUUGUCUGUGUGGCUAUAGCUGCGGCAUCUAUUAGCUCUGCUGAGAAUAAUGCACCCGGUUUCUUACAACCUGUUUUGAUACCACUAUUACUUUUCAUCGAGAGACGGCUGAAUCUCAAACACCGGCGCUCACAAUCGGGACAGUCUGAUGGAUGGACAAGUUUAGCGAUUACUGCCUGGGGUUCAGUGGUGAUUUCUUUGUUUGGGGUUUGUUCAUUGGCUGGUUGGCAGUUACCGAACUUGCUUGGUUCAGUCUUGUCUUCCAUUGAGCUCGUCGCUCUUAUCAUCAUCUAUGGGGCUUUGUUACCAAAGUCGGCAGCAGUAUCCUCUGCCACGCCCUUUGUUGAUAUGGAGGCCGAUAUUACAGCGCUUACUCCGCGGAUCACUAGCACUUUGCUAGUUGUGUUGGCCGUUCAGCGUGUGCUUCUUGGAUCUGUGCCGUUUGAUAUCGGUGCGGUACUACUUGAUGGUGCCGCGAAAGCUGUUACCUGGCUUCUUGCUAUUGAAACGGCCCGUCAAUCUUCAUGGACCGCCGUCGCGGCUAUUAAAACUUUGGCCAUUUUUGCUACACGCAGCCCAUUCAUACAAUCUUUUGCAUCACAAGCGUUGGCUACCAUCGUGGGCUCUGCUCUAAUGCUAGGACAACUCAUUGCGUUAACCUCAAAAGUACCCGACCAAAAGUUUCUGUGGCUGAUUUUGGCUAUCCCUAUUGUUUCUUACUUGGCUAAUAUACUUGCUAUCCGAACUGCGCAUUUAAGAGUGGUGACAUUCACCAAUGCGCAUGAGCAUCCCGUUGAGACCUUGAUUAAUCGAGCAAACGCCAACUUUAAUGAUUUGCUACUUGGACAAUCCCAGUCUUACGCUGCCGCUUGUGACGAAUACCGUCGUCGAUAUAAUUAUGAGCCGCCGCCUGGCUUUGAAGAGUGGUUCAACUAUGCCAAAUCUCACGACUCACAAAUCAUUGAUGACUUUGAUGUUAUUUAUGAGUCUAUUAAGCCACUGUGGAAUUAUAGCGGCAAGGAGAUCAACCAGGUGAUGAAAGAUGUGCAAAUCUACUCAGGAAAUGAACUCUGGUCAUGUAAGUUUGCUGGCCAGACAGGCCAUACAAAAUGCCUUCACAAUUGGCGCAGUUUUGACCGGCAUGUCAGUCAGUUGUUCAACCAACUCAUGAGCGACGUCAAAGGCCUGCCAGAUGUGGAGUUUCUGGUCAACCACUUGGAUGAGCCCAGAGUUGUGUUUCCCGGAAAGCAUGAACAGUCCAAUCAUAGGACUGGCGUCAAGUUGGAGAACCUUUCGCGAGCUCCGACAUGGAGCGCUCUAACACAACACUGUGACGAUACCGAGAUUCAAAGUGCCGCCGAUGCCACACCUCCAGUCAACUCAUUUGGUCUGCCAUUCGUUCAAGAUGGGGCUUCCUCCAAGGACAUUUGCAAACACCCUGAUUACGAACACAUGCACGGUUUACUAAUGAGCCCAACCUCCUUUCAAUUGAUUGAGGGCAUGAUUCCUGUGCUGUCCACUGGGUCCCUGUCCACUAUGGGCGACAUUUUGUUUCCAAGCCCAGCAUACACUGAGUCAGAGUUCAUCUACAACGACACCCAUGACCCAGACUGGUCUAAAAAACGCAACAACGUUUACUGGGCCGGUUCUACAUCUGGGGCAUAUGCUGCAGACUCGCUCUGGAAGAAUUAUCACAGACACCGGUUCGUAAACCUGAUUCAGAUGUUGGAUAAGAAACAGUUUGCAUAUCUUGCCGACAAGGGCGGUCUUGUACAACGGGUGGCGUCUUCGUUUUUGAAUAGUCGGCUAUUUGAUGUUGCUUUCACCAAGAUUUACCAAUGUGCAAAGGCAGAGUGCCAUGGGCAGUCCUUCUUCUACCACUUAAAGGCCUGGGCAGAUAAAGACGCAGCGUUUCAAUCAAGGUUAACAUUUGACCUCGACGGCAACGGUAUUAGUGGCCGAUGGUACAAGAUGGUGGCUUCUAAAUCGGCCCCAUUGAAGCAAACUAUUAUCCGUGAAUGGCAUGACGAUCGCCUCUUGCCGUGGGUACAUUUUAUCCCAGUCAGCCUCGGCAUGGAGGAGCUACCCGAGUUGGUCAUGUAUUUGACCUCAACGGAAAAGGGUCAGCAGAUGGCGAAGGAGGUUGCAGGCCGCGGCAGGAAGUGGUUUACUCAAGCCUUGAGAAACGUGGAUAUGAGUGUGUAUGUAUAUCGCCUGCUACUUGAGUUGGCGAGAUUGCAGGACCCUGAGAGAGCAGUGUCCUCGAAAUCUAGCUCAUAA